Seminavis robusta is the source of this 1578-nucleotide messenger RNA. The record is from the annotation of a GenBank genome assembly. NCBI's taxonomy places the organism in Eukaryota, Bacillariophyta, Bacillariophyceae, Naviculales, Naviculaceae.
AUGCCCAUCAAAGGUGAAGUGGUCAAGGAAGUCAAGAAAGCGGAGACUCAACACCGCGGGAAGAAGUCCUGUGCCACCAGGGAUUUGACGGAAACAGAGUAUCGCAAGGUGGUCCAUGAACUCUACGGCAAAGGGAGCUUUGAAUCGACCAUCCGUACAGCCUGCAUGUUGAAGCAGCAAGUCCAUCUCAUCACCAGGACGGAUGACAUCUCCAAGUUGAAGUAUUCCGACUACAAGCCGCAUCCAGACUUCCCUUUUGCGCUCAGUUGCAAGGUGCAUUGGUCCAAGAAUAUUUCGGAAGAACAGACAAUGCCCCGACCAAACAUUCUUGGGUCGAUGGAUACCGACUUUUGUUACAUGGAGGCGUCCUUCAACUACGGGUAUGGCGCCGCUGGUCGGGAAGAUGCAUUCCUCUUUACUCCCGAAAGCGAUCCCAAGUUGGCUCCCAACACUGCAACGCAGCCUACCGCAACAUUCUCAAGGCUGUCUUUUUGUCGGCUCCAUUUCUGGCUGUGGCGCUCUCAUUGCGGUGUUCUUGGGAGUCACAGCAUUCGGAAGUUUGCUGCAACUCUGGCAAGAGGAAUGGGUGCUACUGCUGACGAAGUUGACAUUCGAGGUCGCUGGAAGGCUCGCUUGUCUGGACGGGUUGUAGAUGCCUACAUUUCGCCUGAACAGCCCUGGAUCGACGCCCGUGUUGCCGAAAAGCUUUGCAUGGGGGCUCCUAUUGCCUACAAGCUACACCCGGAUGCCAAGAGAGUGACUCCCCGACUGAGGAUGGAGCCUCCCGUCCGUGUUAGGAUCCAAGAUGCGUACGAGCGCAUCAAGGCCGAUGUUCCUGUUGGCGUCAACCCUGUGGUGAAAGUGCCUCUCUCUAUUUGGACGCACAACACCAAGCUCCACAUCAACGAAAUCGAGCCGAUGGAUACGGGAGGCGGCGGUGGCACGGCUGGUGGCACUACGGGAACGACCGGCCAGGCAAGCACUCGUCAAGUUGCCAAUCAGUCGCGGCAGGUGACGGCUAUGCAAACGCAACAACAGGUACGAACGAACGAGGAGAUUCUGACAAGGAUUAUUGCGCAGCACAACCAGCUCCAGCAGCUCAUAGCGCAAGAAGGUAGGACCCGCGACAGUUCGGCUGCUGCUUUGAGAGGCUGGUUGGAGACUUGGCUUGGCGCGGAGCUGACGAAACUCAAUGGAAAUAUUUGCAGGAUUGCUGUUCAGCCUCCAAGGAUGGCAACACCUGAUCAGGUAGAUGGUAAUCUUUUUAGAAAUGGGUUGACUGUGGAAAGGACUCGCCGGAAUGGCCAGACUAGCCUCAGGUACAGACAAGCUGUGGCCACCACCCCUGCUGAUAGUAGGCCUGCCAAGCUAGCCAAGUACAGAACUGGCUUGCAAGUCAACCUACUCCAGGAGGAAGCACUCUGGACUCUCAUGGCUACACUUGUCAAUGCUCAGAAAGCUCCAGCUUGGGUCAUCUCCAAGAUUGAGGAGCAUUACAAAGAAAUUACUGCUGCCAUCAAGCAGGACACCAUUAUGGGCAGUCUGCAUGAGGAUCUUUGUAUUGUUCGUGCUCAGUAA